Messenger RNA from Bactrocera oleae (olive fruit fly), 11078 nucleotides. RefSeq names its product tipE homolog 1 (gene Teh1). Gene Ontology annotation, cellular component: plasma membrane. Gene Ontology annotation, biological process: regulation of sodium ion transport. The record is from RefSeq and is a predicted model, not a curated record. Gene Ontology annotation, molecular function: sodium channel regulator activity. Lineage: Eukaryota; Metazoa; Arthropoda; Insecta; Diptera; Tephritidae.
UGACGUAAAAAGUUGUUAAGCACUGCGAAAAUAUUUUUAAAUAUGAAUUAAAUAUAAUUGAAAUAAUAAAAUAAUUGUUUUCUACUCUUCAAACUAAUAUUUCUAAUAAAAAUCGACGAAACUAACAAAACAACGAAACUUUUUUCUAAUAAUGCUGCAACGCGUUGAUGUUUCAUAUAUAAUAUAAAAGAGUGGAAGAGUGGAGAAGAGUGUAAUUUUUUCGCAUAAGUUUUCUGUUACCUGAAAAGCGCAGUUAUCUACAUGCAUAAUUUCUUAAAUCAUUUCCAUUAACUCUGUCGAAACGACGAGAGCUUUAAAUGUUUCUAUCAACGCUGAAAAAAAACACCUUCGCACCAAAAACUAAAGUGUCUUCGGUGUCAGCUGCCAGUCGUGUCUGCCACAAUCCCCCCAUUUUCCCCGCCACCUGUGCAGCGUCGUUCACAGCGCCAUCGCCAUCGCCACAUUCAUUGCUGGUGUCUGUGUCUUCAUUGUCUUCGUGGUCGUGGACGUCGCUGUUGUCGUCGCCUUUCAUUGUCAUUGUCAAUGAGCUACGCCAGCUACUCGUAGACGAACAGCUGAUAGCAGCCAUACUCGCUGUAAGCGACGACACAACGCGCAGCAGAGUCGCAACACGCUCAGACCUCCCAAACUGCAUAAGACGCUCCUCUCACUGUUUACCAACACUGAUAUCCUUAAGUGUAUCCAACGUUAGUGCUCUCACACUGUUGUGUUUGUUGUUUGGUGCGAAAAGACUGUGUUUUUUUCAAAUCGCCUUAACUAAUUUGUCUGCGUCUCUGAAACAUUCGCGAAGAGUGCACGUGUGAGAGUGCGCUUAGCCGUCGAGCGGUCGCAAAUUUACUCCAAGAGUUUAAGCUAUUGCCUUGAGUUAGUCGGUAGGGAAGCAACUCGGGAAGCAGUUACACUCGAUGCGGGUGGCAUUGGUCACUAGGUCACUUAAGUACCAACAGGCGACAUAGGGCAAUUGAGUGACAGAGCGUGUGGAAUAUUGCACGGCUGUGAGCCAUUUUGCAGUUUACCAUACUUUCUCUACAAUGGCAUAAAUGAAAAGGGUGAUAAUGAAUAUAACUACGUGCUAGUGUAACUAUUACAACAACAAAACCGACGUCUACUGCAAUUAUAAUGGACCUUAAUAGAGCCGUUAUCAAUUUAGCAACCAAAGCUAAACUCGUACUCUGACCUGUUGUUGUUGGCGGCAGCUCAUCUCUCCUACACUCACUGUCCGCGCUCAUCGUUCUCAUUUACGCUCUCGGUUUUCAAACUAUCGCGCAUGUACAAACAGCAGCAACAAUUGCAACAAAACCAUCAGCGAUAGCGCCGUCAAUAUAACAACUGUAACAAUUGAUUUGCAACAACAGAAAAAGAGCACAAAAACAACUCGUAGAAUACAACAAAAAGUUGCUCGGCAGCAAACAUAUAUUAACGUACGAGAUAAACAACAAUAGCACCAACUGUGGAACAAUACAACAGUUAUAAGACAAACUCGCUCGCAGCCAAAGCAACAGUGGAAGCAACAAAUUCUGCCGCGAUUUCGUUUCCAUCCACAUCGGCAGCAAUCAGCAACAACUCUGGCAACAUAUAUCUCAACGACAGUAACGAUUGCGAACCGACCAGCGCAGCUGCUGCCCCAGCUGUUACAGCUGCGGCCGCUGCUGCUGCUGCCACAACAACUGCAACUACAAUUGCAACUGCAACAACGACUGUUAGUGUAACUGCAACUGCUACUGCUUCUAAUAUUGCUGCAUCAGUUCCUGCUGCUGUUGGUGGCGUCAACACCGUCACUGUCACAGCCACCACUACUGCCGUCUCAGCUACUGCGACCACCUCCCGUUCCGCCCGCGGCAGCUACGCCAGCCGCGCCACCCACACAAACGCCAAAGCCAGAGCCAAAGCUACGAGCGACGCUGACAUCAAAUAUAUUACCGACAUCGACACGGACGACGCAGAAGCCGUAAGUUCGCUCAUUGGCACUCGUUGCUCGUGCAACGAGGUGAGCCACAGCGCGCACGCGAACACAAUAUACAUCGCGGAAGCGGAUACGGUCGCCGAGGCGAGAGGGCGGUCGACUGCGACAGCGACAGCGGCAGCGGUUGGUUACGGUUACGGCAGUAAUCGUCGCCCUGUGUGCACGGACAAUAAUAUGAGGAGUGGCAGUUCAGAAUUAUUACUCGAGCAGCAACAACAAGAGUUACGGUUACGUAAAAAACGAGAUCUGGCUCCAAAAAAGAAAAAUGGCAACCGGCGUUUUCGUUCGUGGCGCGAACGUGUACGCUUCUAUAGUACGUCUACGCUUGCUUUCUUCUCGGUGACGGCCGGCGCCUCGCUUUUAUUCCUGGUGCCGCUCUAUGUCGAUCCUGCGAUAUCGACACUAAGUCACGAUUUCAUCGAUAGUCCAACACUAUGCACAACUACACGUCGGGAGGAUCUAAUCGGUAUAUUUAAUUGUUCGUGGAGUUCGUGUCGCGAAGGUUGCACCUCUGAUCUAUAUCGUUGUGUACAUAUUUAUGUGACGUUUAUCGAACAAAAUAUUACGAUACCCGAGAACAUGACCGAUUACACUAACUUCACCGCGGAGUGGGAACAGUCGCAGGAGGCCACACUGCUAGUGAAUAUAAAGGGGUGUGGCUAUCCGCCGACGGUUACAUGUAAAACGUUUAAUGCAUACUAUGGUGUCGAAGGUGCGAUAUUCCCCUGCUAUUAUUCGCGUAAAAAUAAAACGGUCGUGCUGACGUCGUACAAUCACGACAAUCAGGUAGCGACGAUCAUACAUUUCUUUACGGUGCCAUUUGUGAUAACAGUGAUCUCAGCAAUCGCGCUCUGCGUUAUGCAUUGUGAUUGCAGAUGUAAAAAGGAUCACAGCCAUCGAAGGAAUCGGCCACAAGGCCGGCGACCGCGUAUCGAAAACCUUAGUGAUACAUCGAUUUCAACGCGCGUCGACAUGCUGACGCCGGCCAUCGAGGUGUACAAGCCACCGCUCUGACAUAAGGAUGACACGGUGGAGAGCAACUUGGGUUAUCCAUCGACGAGUAGCGAUUUCUAGCAUAGGCUUAUCACGACAGCGGAGAUCACCGCUACAUCAGCUACGGAUAAUCUAUUUGCGCUUCCAUCAUAGUGUCAAUCAAAGUCAACCAGUACCAAAAAAUACUAACAACAACAAUAAGCAUAUAAUCUACUAGUAGAACAACCCGAGAAUUCCAACAACAUUUAUAUACAAACACACAUACAUACAUACAAACAAAAACUGCAACAAAAACUAAAUCAAAAACAAAAAAUAGAAAAAUCACAUAGUACAAGUAUAUAUGUAGGCAAUUUGGUUGUAUGUUUGUGAGCCGAGAGCGCAGCGAAUACAUAAAAAGCAUGAAUGCUUGACGCAGUGGAUUUGGGUACCAUACUAUGAAAUCUGUGGCGGUUAAGCUGGUUAAAGCACCAAUGAAUGCAGCACAAUAAGCGGUAGCCAGUGCCAUGCAUACACUCACAUUUACAUACAUAUAUACAUAGCAACAUACAAGUAUAAUGAUUGAUUCAACUGAAUAAUUCCUAAGAUUGAUUACAGUUAGUUACUUAAGUAGUGUUAAAGAGAAAAGAUUUUUAUGCGGAAAUUAGAGAAGCAAAAACAAAACAAAAUAAUUACGCAUGUAUGUAUGUUAAGACAUUAUGUAUAUGUAAGUAGGUAUACACACACAUGCACAUGUAUGGGAUAGUAAGCGUACAUGCAACAUGAGUGUGCUGAAAAUUAACAGCGCUGAAAUUCAAAAACCUACAGACCUAAAAUGUUAUAAACAAAUUGUUAUUUUCAUACGGUAACUAUGGAAAUUAUAUUAAUUUAUUAAAAAUAAACGCAAAACAAGAAACAAAAAAUAAAUAAAAACCAUGUUUGAUAAAUACGAAUAGUGUUAUAUAAUUUAAUUUAGGUAUAAAUGUAUGUAUGUACUCAUGAAAUAUAUUUUAUGUGACAAAAAAUUGCAUAAUUAGGAGGAAUUAAGGAGAAGUUGAACUAGACCUAGAAAAAACUAAUUAUAACUGAACUUAGCUUAGUUACAAACAAUUGAGAAAUAAUUUUUGCAAGGACUAAUUUUUGUACUGCUGAAUAAAAGUACUUAGUGAAUAAAUUUAAUUAAGACGAAAUUAACUACUUAAGCAUAACGGUAUGCAGCUAAUUAAACACUCAACUAUGCAACGUGCUGCACCCACACACAGUUAUAACGGAAGGCAUAGCAAUGGUGUAGCUGUGAAAAUGAAACAUAAUAUAUAUAUAUAACAGUAAACAGUAAACAGUAAACGCAGUUUUAUGAUAGUUACAAUAAUAACACAAACUAGGAACCAAAUUAGUUAAGGCAUGUGAAAUUAGCGUAAAACUUAACAAAUGCAAACAAAAUAAAAAAAAAAUUAAAAUAAUAACAGAAACUAAGAGUAAACGUUUAGCAAACAAUUAUAAGUAUGCAUAUAUAUACUUACAUGUAAACACACGCACACAAACUGCUGUAUAAGGCACCGUCGAAUUACAUAAUAGGUAUGUAUAUAUAUAACUGCAUAUAUGUAUGUAUGUUAUUACAGAUCCAAAUGAUAAAGAUUAUAACCGAAACCAGAAAGCGUUAAAAGGCAGCUUUCCAACAACCCACCCCCCCGAAAUGUUACUUACGUGCAUAGAGAAGCAUACAUAUGUAGUUUUAAUAAUAAUACUAACAAUAAUAUGGACAACAAUAAAUUAAAUAUAAAUGCAUAAAAUACCAGUGUGAAGCAUACCAAAUAAACUAGCAAGUACAUUGCAUACUUUGAGGCGUUAGAUUGCACAUUGUUGCUUGCACACGACUUAGCCAAGCAUGCGAAAUGCAACGCUGCAGACUACUGUUAGACAACGGGAACGCUUCAUCAUUGCCAGACCAUAGAAAUGUCGUUUCAAAUUAAAUUAUUGUAUAAAACACACACAAACAAUAACAAUGCAUAGCUGAAUUUGCAAAAAUGCGAAAAAAAUUUUAAAAAAUUGAACAGCGUGCAGCAAUUAUCACACAUUCAUGCAAAACACACAUACACAUUCGCAGCACACGCCUUCGUAAUGUCCAUCGUCCGCGACAGCACUUGCAUUCUGGUAUCAUUAGCAAGAAGAAUUAGUAAUUUUUAUACCCUGAACAGAGUAAAUUAAGUUUGAUACGAAGUUUGUAACACUCAGAAGGAAAUGUCGGAGACCCUAUAAAAUGUAUGCAUAAAUGAUCAGCAUGAUGAGCUGAGUUGAUUUAGCCAUGCCCGUCUGUUCGUCCGUCUAUAUAUAGGCGAACAAGUCUCUUAGUUUUUGAGAUAUCGAUCUGAAAUUUUGUACCUGUCGUUUUCUCACCAAGAAGCUGCUCAUUUGUCGGAAUGUCCGAUAUCGGACCACUAUAGCAUAUAGCUGCAAUACAAACGGAACUAUCAAGUGCUUGCAUGGAAAACUUUUUUAUUUGACAAAAUAUCUUCACGAAAUUUAGCUCGAAUAAUUGCUUUAAGCAACAAUGCAAUUUUCUAAGAAAUUGUUCAGAUCGGAACACUAUAGAAUAUAGCUGCCAUAGAAAAUCAAGUUAUUAUAUCGUUUGUAUUUGUAAAGGGUAUUAUAGAUUCGGUGUAACCGGACUUAACGUUUUUGCUUGUUUUUGACUCUUAUCAUUUGCGGAUAUAACAAUAUUAAAUUUUUGUUGCAGUGAAUAAAUGCAACAUUAGAAAAAUUUGAAUUUUUUAUCGUUUAUGUAUAUAUAGUAAUUGGAGCUAACGAAUUGCACCAAAAGCGUGUAAAAGUGUUAACAUUUUGGUAAAAUAAUUUUAAUACACACACACAAACAAGCAAGCAUACACGCACUCAUGUUUGUAUUAGCAGCAGCGGCACUUGUUGUGUUUGUUGUUUAUUAGUUAUAUUAAAUGCGAAAUAAUUUUUAUUAUUGAAAUGUUUUGUAGCAGACAAUACUAAUUCUGCUAAUUUAGGUGUAUGUGAACGAGUAUAUAAAUUUUAAAUGUUGAGCAAAUAAUUGUAAAAUGUAAAAAAAAGUAAAAACGGCGAUAACGCUUGAAUGCAACUAAAUAUACGCUCGCAUACAGUCGGUACAAAUGCUGCAUGCAAAUCUAGAUGCAACAGCUUGGAUGUGCCUCGAAUGUGCGUGUGUUGCGCGAAGUACCGUUAUGUGUAUAUAUAUAUUUAGAUAUAUACAUAUGUAGAUAAAUGUUAAUGCAUCUAUGUUGUUGUUGACAAUUGUGUACAAUUUGAUAAUCGAACGUUGUUUUUUUUAAUAAGUAACAUUAUGCUUAGGCAUACGUACACACAUGCACUAAAAAUGUCCACAAAAGCAUUGCAAAUGCGCGUGAAAAUCACAAGUUAACUAUCUCUAGGUACUAUUUUUUGCAGUGCUUAUAAUUUUUUGAAAUUGAUCAGUGAUGACAAUAAUAUUUAAAUUUGUUGAAGAGCCUGUGAAGAGUUCUGAACGGAUCCAAGUCUGCAAAUGCACAUCCGGUUAAAGACUAUCCUCACUCUCACUUUCGGCUUGCAGCAUGCGCAAUUGUGUUGCGAUUCCAGCUUUGGCAGAGAUUUUUUUCUUUACGUCAAAAAACUUUUUCAUUACGCCUUAGUUUUGAUUUUUAUGAACGAUUAUAAUUCAUUUAAAUUUUUAAAUAUAUAAUUUUUUUUAUUUUUAUUUUUGAGAGAAAUUGUAAACUGGUCCAAAAUGUGUAAAACAAAACUUGGUUACUUUGAAGAUAGCAGUUAUAUUAAUUUAAUGUGGUAUCCGCUUAUCCUUUUGUACGAAUCCAACUCGAAUCGAAUACAAACUAUUAUAUCUUCGGAUCUGUAGUUGUUCGCGAUUAGAUUAAAUUCAAUUGUGCCUAGGCGGCGAUACGCAGAGAUCAACGAAUGAGACGAGAUAUAGUUUUCACAAAUUGGGUUAGAAUGUGAUCAUCUCAUACCAAGAAGCUUUUCAUUGCACAUCAGCUACAUUCGGAGCCAAAACAUCGGAACGGCUUCCGCAAAACUCAAUUUUUUUAAACACUAUGUAAAAAUACAAAAAACAAGGCCUCAGAUUACGAACUUGGAUUUUUUAGUAGCUUUAAUUUGUGGAGAUUUUAUUUUCAACGCAAAAUAUUGCCUUUCACUGUUUUCUUUAAUUUCGAGUUCGGUGCUUAAAUAAAGUCAGACCGAUGAAGGGUUAUGUGUGCAGUGGUAAACAAAAAAGGGAAAUCAUUAUUAGUAAAAAAAACUUCUGUGAGCUUUUUAUGUAUAUACAUAUGUAUGAGUAUGAAUUAAGCAGUAUUUAUUUUUUAGUUAGAAACUCCGCUGAUGACUACAGCCUUAAUUUGUGAACGCUUGUAAACAAAUCAUUUUAAACAAUAAAAUUGUGAAUGAAUAGCAACGUGCUUGACAAUACAAUUUAUUAAUUUAUUACAUUCACGUGUGCUAACAAAAGUUAUAGUUUUCCACACCACAAAAAUACAAACACAUACAUAUACAUUAGGCUGUCCCUUAAUUCCCAAGUUGUUUUUUUUUUGGCAAACGCAACCAAUUAAGUUUCAUUUUUUGCCAUAAAAACAAAGGAUCAACUACUCACAUAUAUUAAAUAUGGGCUUUUUUACACUAUGUCAUAAGCUUUGUCUCAAAAUAAAAUAACUCCACAACUUAGAAAAGAUGCUAUUUUAAUCUAAAUUUUGCUCUACAAAAAAAUUCUUAAUAAUUUUUUUCAUAUACAUGUUCCUUUAAAAGUUAUACGCAUUUAAAGUUAUGCAUCAAAUGUAUGGAUUGUAUUGAUGUAGUACACCAUGUCGUAUGAGCAACACAGAAUGUAUAAAUCAGUUGUGUGAAUGUUCAGGUCAUUUAGUAUAUAAGUUUAAACGCGUUUAACUUAUAAAGGAACGAUUUAUGGAAAAAUCAUUAACAUGAUGUAGAGCGAAUUUUUGUUUGAAUAAGAAUAUCACUUCUUCAAAGCUGUCGACUUUCUUGCUUAAUGCAAACUAUAAGAAAUCGCACAUUAUAUACAUGGGCAAAGAAAUAUAAUUUCGGCACGGUAUAAAUUGAAAAUAAAGAGCUUGUUUACUUUGCAUACUUUUUUAGUGCAAAAACUGAAUCUUUAGUGGGCGAUUGCAAACUAAAAUCAACAACGGUCACCCUAAUACUUUAACAUAAGCAAUUUGGAAAACUAAAAGUAGUAUAAUGAAACAAAAUGUUUACAAACUUAUUUCAAUGUAUAUUUGUUCAGUUAUAUAUCAUAUUUUAUUAAAAUUAUUUAACAAUAAUGUUAUUGUUUUACUUGUAUGUAUGUGUGUUAUUACCUCGGUUCUCAUAUUUCACUAGAUUUUUUUACUUUUACUUACUGUUUUUGUUUUUUUUAAAGCAAAUCAUUUUUGUUUUCAAGUAUUCUGUUUCACUGUUCACACACAUCACACACAAGAAACAAAUUGGCUUCUGCGUAGCUCCAUUUAGCUAGAAUCAGCUUCAGAGCUCUACUGAAAAUCAUACCCGUUAUUAUUUUCUAAAGUUCUUUUCGCCAUCUCAUCCAUCACAAAUCGCCAAAGCUUCAGGCAUACCGCAUUAGAUUCAUAACUAAAUUCUGCAUAGAAAAUUGCGCAAUGUUAACAUUAUAUUUAAGCAAAACUUAUCAAGCAUACACAUCUGAGCAUACAAACAUAAAAGCAUAAGUUAAUUUAUGUACAUAUAAAUAAAAAGAAAUUAAAUGUAUGUAUGUCAUUAUGAAUAAAGAAGCAAGCAUAUAUGGUACACAUAUACAUAUACGUAGAUGCAUACGGUAGUUAAGCAUGUAUGUGUAUUGUAUUGGUUAGCCGAGUGACAUUGUUAGAAGUUGUAACUGUUGGAUGGUAGCGAACACAUUUAUACGAAUACAUUAGACUAACUAGUAAGAGUUGAGUAGAUAAAUAUAACCAUGAAAUACGAGUAUAGUAGUUUACAAAUCAAAUUAUCAGCGAAGUCAUCGGAAUCGGCGGGUAGUAAACACAUGUGAGUGCGUAAAACGCGAAAACUCUCGUGGUAUCUCAGCGCUGAACGUUCGUUCGAGUUUAUUCGAAUAAGCGUUAACUAAUCAAAUUCGAUUCAAGCCAACAAUGUACCAUAUGAAUAACUAGCGUUUAAGUAGAGAAAAUAAUGAAGAGAUAAGAGACAACGCUUAAAGAUAUUCGCAUAGAAAUAAGCAUAAUCGCAAACACCCAUUCCGAAAUACUAGAUAAGUUGAGAAAACAAAGCGUAUGCAUUCACAUUUUUAUAAACACACAUUAAAAUGGCUUUUUUAUAUACAGCAUGUAUACAUAUGUAUGUACCUACAUAUAAACCAUUACAAGGAUCAGUGCAAAUUUUAAAUCUUUACGCAGUAAUUCAGUAAAAUCAGUGCAAAAAACUUGUUCGAGGCCUCUUAAGAGAUCCACAUCUGAACAUAUUCAUUACCCUUGUAAAGUAUAGCUGAGAUUAAGUAGUGACCGAUUCCAACACAACUUUUCUCGCUUUGCGUGGCAAUUGAUACUUUAGCAACGAAACAAAGAAAGUAAAGGGUAAGUCAGUACGAAUUUUUUGCUUUCCGUGUUUUUAUCUAAUAAAAAUGGCGAUCUUUCUUUUCUUCCAUUUUCCAUUCAAGCGUACAUUAUUAUCUGCUAAUUAUUUUCUCUGAAUAUCAAUAGUAAAUAUCACAGAUUGAGCGAUAUUUUCGGUUAAAUAUCACCCAGAGGCGCUAAUGUCCUCAUAUUCAGUGUAUUAGAGCUUGGGAAGUUUUGGUCCGAUUCUGACAAUUUUUAAAUGUGAGAUGGCAUACACUAAAGGUACUCUUUGUGCAAAGGUUUGUUCCGUUGUCUUCAUUAGUACUAAACUUAUCUACAAUAAGGUCAAAAAAUCAUAACGAAUUUAAAAUUGUGAUAUACGGUAAGUAUGCGUAGUUAUGAUCCGAUUUCGCCCACUUUCACAAUGUUUGUCAAUAUAACCCUAUCCGCCAAAUGAGAUUUAAAGUUGUCGAACGGUUCCUGAAAUAUUCGUUUGACCUAAAUUUAGGCGUUGCCUCGCCUAUUGUCUACUUUUAACACCGUUUCCUUUGAAAACCAGCAUAGCUGAACACUUUGAUUAGUUUUCAGCACAACCUUUAUAUGGGAGUGGACGUGGAUAUCAUCCGAUUUCACCCAUUUUCAAUGAGGAUUCUAUAGGAAAUCACUUAGUGGUUUGUGAGCUAUGUAUACCAAACCUAUAAGGGGGCUGGACCACGUUCACUUUGUGAAAAAUCUCAGCCCCAAGGUAAAAAGAAAAGGCAACCCAAGAUUUCUGGACCACGUUCACUUUGUGAAAAAUCUCAGCCCUAAGGUAAAAAAAAAAAGGCAACCCAAGAUUUUGAAACAUCUAGUUAAACUCCUUAAUAUUACUAAAUUCGAAGUUCUAGGCAAUUUCCUAAAGGUAACUAUUGCGAUAAGGCGAUAAGACGACCACAUAUAUAGCAAAAAAUUAGAUCAAACUAUCUUUAAUAGUCAUUAUCCCAGUUUUUAGUUCUUAUAAGCAAUUCUUAGUUCAAAGUAGUCAACAAGAGAAAUAUAAUGAGAGUAACAUAACAGUUAUUUUAAUUUUUAAAUCUAACAUUCAUGUAUAGAUUUAAAAUUUGCAUCUCUAACGUGUAACAUUAUAUACAAACUUACGCUUCAUUCAUUAAUAAUCAUUUAUAUAAUUUAGUAUAUAUUUUAAUGCUCCAUAAAAAUGUAUUUUGGAGCAGGUCACCUGAGUCAGACAUGUGUCUAUGUUUUAAUUUUCAUAUUGUAUCAAACGGAAAACUCUUAAAUUCAUUUGGAGCAAAGAAUUAUUUUAAAAUUAGCGCCUAUUAUCAAGGUAAUAUUUAAGAAAAUAAAUAUAUAAUUUUAAAGACAAAAAUUCAAAAAUGUCGCAAAUGACUGGCUUCAAGAGGUCUUCAUUCAAGAUAAACAUGUCGACUUGGUUAAUGUAAUUUUUAACUAAUUAUAAAAAUAAAAUACGAAGAGAAAUAAUAACCGAUGAGAACAUUGAUAUAUUCAAAUGCAAAUUGAGAAAUAGUAAAGUUAUUAAUAAUACUAAUAAUAAAAACAAUAUCAUAGAAAAAUAAACA